GGCCAUUUUAUAGAUCACCAUCAAAUCCGCCAUGCAUUUUUCGGGCUGAUUAAUACUUCAGUAAGCAAGCACGAUAGCAAAGGCUUGAUGAAUGAGUGAAGCAAGCAUUGACUUGGAUAUUCAGUGAUCAUGUACGGGUGUGCAUCUACAAAGAGGUGUGUCUACCUAUCGUCUGCAGUUUUCUUGCGGAUUAGAUAGCUACUAUCUCGUGAUUUCCCCUUCCCCUACUUGUAUCAAGUCACUAUUUCACAACCCUACCCUACGCACAAAACGAAAAAAACACAUUUUUAUCUAUAUAGUAUUUCUAUUUUGAAACGUCUGUUGAUCGUUUGUCUUUGGUCGCAGUUAGUAUGAACUAACAUUCGUCAUUGAGUGUACCUGAAGAUUUCGUCUCUUUAAGUGUCUCUACAGUUGUUCUGAAUUCAUCUUCCGACAAAAUCACACACAUCACCGCCAAUGCAGCCUCCAAGCUGGACCGAGUUCCUCCACUGCUGUGUAUGCAUCAGCAAGUUUGACACUCAUACAUCCAUCCCCGUCAGCCUGAGUUGUGGACACACACUGUGCUCUAAAUGCCUCGCCAAACUCAAUACUCAGAUAUGCCCCUACGACAAGAACCCCAUUGGUCCGUUAGUUGAGAGCUUACCAAAGAAUUUCGCUAUUCUUCAGCUUCUUGAAGAUGUCCCGAGCGCACAAGACGAACGGUACACAGAUCUGGACAAAGUGGGCGUGGUUGAUGCCGACCGUACCAGUUUUCUGGAUGCCAUGGAAGCUUUGGACAAACUGGCCCACUUCCUGCUCCCACUCGCCGACCAGACUGCCACCAGCAAUCCAGGCUCCCACCUCACCAAACCAAUGCUGAGGAAGCUAGUCUCCAUAGUGACCUGCCAGGCCCUUGAGAGUGAAGGGCGUGUGCGUAUCCUCAGGGCUGCACGCUCUAUUGCUGAUAGGACUGUCACAGAGCUCCUAGUCAUGCAUCAGAAUCAGCAACAGUUGUCUACCCAGCUCUGGACAGCUGUCAAGAACAGAGGCUGCCAGUUUCUGGGCCCUGUCAUGCAGGAGGAGGCCCUCAAGCUAGUGCUCAUGGUACUGCAGAGUGGCAAGUUCAUGGCUCGCAAGACCAUUGUGUUGUACGUGGUCCAGAAGUUGCUCCAGGACUUCCCUCAGGCCAGCAAGACCUCCGUGGGUCAUGUUGUUCAGCUGCUGUAUAGGGCCUCUUGCUUCAAUGUUGAAAAGAGAGAGGAUGACUCAUCACUGAUGCAGCUGAAAGAGGAGUUUCGCUCAUAUGAGUUGCUCCGUCGUGAGCACGAUGCCCAGAUCAUCCGCAUGGCAAUGGAGGCGGGGCUUCGUAUCUCCCCAGAACAGUGGUCCAGUCUCCUCUAUGGCAGCCACACGCACAAGUCCGACAUGCAGUCCAUCAUUGAUAAGCUUAUCUCUCAGGGAGCCACCUCCUCUGGGCUAAGUGAGCUGAUCAUCGCCAUAGGGAGGUCUCAGGACCCGUACAACCUCUCAGAGAAGAUAGUACCCCACCUUGAGAUACUUCUCAGGAAUGACAUCACCAACAACGAGAAAUGUACAAAGUUGGCUGGCAGCUGGUCCAGUUUCAGCGAAUACAUGCAUGCCUUGCAUAACGCCCUCCAGGGAUUCUCCACCUUCAUGCAGAUUCAGAGUGGUCGCUUCAAGACGGGCCUAUGUCCGAACCUGAGCAGACCUGAAGGUUGCCCCAGGGGGGAUAAGUGCACCUACGCACACACUGAGGAAGAGAGGGAGCUCUAUCGCAGUCUAUCAAAGGGAACCAAACCCCCUAAGGCACGUACCGAGCCUGUCAAAAUGUGUGGGGCUUCGAGUCGUAUAGGUCAAGGAACACGAGGAAGGCACUCAGGAGAUUUUGGGCCACCCAUAUCAGAUCUACCGAUGUAUUCGUACAUACCGUCCCAGCAAGUGGGUGUGACUCCGAUAGCGAGGGAACCUCACUACUUGAGGCAGGGGAGCGGGGAGGGAUCGUUUGAUUCUGGUCCCCUGUCGGGGGGAUUCCCCUUCACUGAUGGUCAGUUGCUGAGUAUGCAGAGAGAGUCGGACCCGUCGCUAGGGGUGAUCCAACAAGCCCCACCCACCAAGCCGGCCCAGUAUUAUCCACCCUCACAGAUCGGAUACCCCCCACCCCCUCCACAGUAUCACACCAUCCCUGUCGUCACAGCUCCACACCAGUACAUGUAUGGUGACUCCUCGAGAGAUGUGAUUUCAGCUGACCAGUCAUAUUACCGCAAUCAAGUCCAGCACGGUGUGGCCAGACCUAAGAGUUACUCGGAGGAGAAGCCGUACCAGAACCCUAACUACCAAGGCUAUAUCAACAACCCUGGCCCCUCCAACCAGUUGCCCCUGACGAAGCAGUACUCUGACGAUGUGAGACGAUUGGACAACUAUGCCGACCCACGAGACGAAAACACUUGGUCCAAAUACGGCCAAGAAGAUGACUAUUCCAAAUUCGAACCCGAAACUCAACCCACAGCUGCUGAUCCAUCAGGAAUAGAGAGGUCUACUUCCCUGUCCCCCUAUCCGUCCAAUCAGAGCUUCCCUUGUGGGAGUAGCCCCACCCUUUCAAAACACGAGGACGCAGACACGAAACCACCUGCUGUUACCAGCUCACUCGAGAGUGCUGAUUCAGAUCGAGAAUUGGAACUGAGAAUGGCAAAUUUGGAGCUUGCUAAGACUCAUCCUGACACUACUAUGUAUUAUCCUCUCACUACAGCCGUUAUCACAAGUGCUCUGUCUCGAACCCAUGUUACAUUGGAACCAGUACACGAGCAUCAACCUGAAUCUUACCAACCCCCCAUGCCUGGAUCUCAUCCCACUCUGUCGUAUUCCAAUUCCGAGUUCAAGUACCCCCCUCAAACCACACUGGCUCAUUCCUAUGGCAACAUUGGGUCGGAUGUUAGAACGGUACCCAGUCAAAGAAUCGACCCCAUACCAUCCGUUUCAAGAGGCAAUGAAGAUUUGAGAGAGCGAAGAGCACGUUUGGAGCAAGAACUGAGAAUGGUGGAAAUGGAAGAACAGCAGCAAACGGUCAAUCGAUGGAGUGGUCCGAAGAGUUACCCGCCUGUGGGUGCACGGGUACCGUACGAAAGUGGGGCAGGAGGGGCUUCCCCUCACCACAGUGGGCUGAUUGGGCAGCUCCCCUCGUAUGGGCAGUACCCUACAGGAGGUGUGCAGCAGCCACAGUACUCGCCACACAGCACGAUGACUCAUCAGUACGUCCCACAGCAGCCACAGAUGAGAGAGUAUCAGCAUGCUACUCCUGGUUCAUCCUCUCUUCCUCAUGGUGGCAUCUACUACCCCCCUCAGCCGACAGCCACUCCCCACCAGUGGAGCGCCCCCCUCAGCACUCACAGUGCACGUUAUGUGGCCCCCCUACAACAACAAGGCUAUGUUAUCCAGCCCCAGGUCCCAGCCGCAGCCCCACUCAUGAUUCAGCCUAGUCGAAUGGACUCCUCUGACGACGGCAUGAUUGCUGCCUACCUCCAGAGUCUGGAGCAAGAAAAAGCAUUUCAACAGCAACACAGCUAUACCUCCCCCCUCAACCAGGGGGCUAUGGGCAUGUACCCCCCAGGCACUCUGCCCCCCAGACAGCCAUACCCCGGUACUUACAAGUACACUUUCUAAGGCAUACUAACUGUAUCAAUCCAAGUCUACGUCCUAUAUUACACUAUUGAACUAUUUUUGCUGUGCAGUGCAAAUACGCAUGGCAUUUUUUCUUUUUCGAUUCUCAUUAAUGUUCUGUAAAUCUCCUCUCACCUACUUUAAUUUCUAGUAUGUGUUUGUGUGCGUUUCUUUUGUUCACUGUGACGUUUCAAUUAUCAGAUAUCAGUACUUGCUUAGCAACACCGUAUACGUACGUAUUCUGUACCCAGCACAGCUACAUCUAACUGUACUGUGUUAAAAAGGUGUGUUGCGUAAUAAUUAUCCUACUGUUAAUUAUGUGUUUUAUUUGGUGCAGUUACAGGCACUGUCAGUUUACUGUUUUUGUAUGUAUACCAUUUUUGAUGUCAGGAAAUGAUGAUGUUUGAUUCAGCUGCGUCUUUGGCGGCUGCACAUG
Halichondria panicea is the source of this 4090-nucleotide messenger RNA. RefSeq names its product roquin-1-like. The transcript has 14 exons. Gene Ontology annotation, molecular function: metal ion binding; mRNA binding; ubiquitin protein ligase activity. Gene Ontology annotation, biological process: nuclear-transcribed mRNA catabolic process, deadenylation-dependent decay; ubiquitin-dependent protein catabolic process; protein polyubiquitination. The record is from RefSeq and is a predicted model, not a curated record. Lineage: Eukaryota; Metazoa; Porifera; Demospongiae; Suberitida; Halichondriidae. Gene Ontology annotation, cellular component: cytoplasmic stress granule. Bases 457 to 3657 code for a protein of 1066 amino acids.